Rhodamnia argentea is the source of this 3125-nucleotide messenger RNA. RefSeq names its product disease resistance protein L6-like. Lineage: Eukaryota; Viridiplantae; Streptophyta; Magnoliopsida; Myrtales; Myrtaceae. Bases 1 to 3078 code for a protein of 1025 amino acids. The transcript is spliced from 4 exons. Gene Ontology annotation, biological process: signal transduction; defense response. The record is from RefSeq and is a predicted model, not a curated record. Gene Ontology annotation, molecular function: ADP binding.
AUGAAACAGGAUGAAGCUCUGAAAUUGUUCUGUAGGCAUGCUUUUGGAACGGAUUCUCCCCUUGAGGAAUUCGAGAAACUGUCCUCAGAUAUCGUUGCUGCUACUGCCGGGCUUCCUUCAGCGCUCGAGGCGAUAGGUUCAUCUCUGUUUCUUGUAAAAUCAAAGAAAGCGUGGAGGGAAACAUUGACUGCAUUGGAAGCAGCUCCUCAUAAGAGAGUCCAAGCAGCCUCGGAGAAGAGCCAUACCAACCUAGAUAAGAAUGAACGGCAGAUAUUUCCUGAUAGUGGACUAAAAAUGGACAAUAGUCACGUCACCAGUCAUUCCUCAUCUAUGUCUAGACGACCACCUCCCGAAGUUUUCCUGAGUUUCAGAGGACCGGACACACGCAGACACUUUGCGAAAUUCCUGCACAUGAUGUUGACUAAAGCUGGCAUUGAUGUCUUUUUAGACGAGAAAGACCUGCCGAAAGGCAAUGAUAUCAACGAUGAGCUGAUUGCCGCGAUCAACCAGUCCAUCAUAUCCAUAGUCGUCGUCUCUGAGGACUACGUGUCCAGCAAGAGCUGCCUCAUGGAAUUGGAGCAGAUGUUGAAACGGAAGGAUAGUGAGAGUCACACCAUUAUCCCUAUCUUCUACUAUGUCGACCCGUCGGAUGCACGCCGCUGCAAGGGCCCUUUCGCAAGGUCCUUCUGUGGACACAAUGAUUCCGGCGUCGAUGCCAUAGUCAUUCGCUCCUGGAAGUCUGCUCUCUGUCGAAUCGGAAAAAUGAAAGCAUACCAUCUCCAUGAAAACAAUGAAGGGGACCAUGUCAAUCUCAUGGAGGAAAUAGUCCAUGAAGUUAAGCAGAAGCUGAACAAGGAGGACCUAAAACAGUUAGUCGGAGUCGAUGCUCAUGUGAAACGCAUAAUGGAGAAGAUGGACGUUGACUACCGCAAUGGGCAAGCAGUUAAAAUAGGGGACACACGUGAAAAGGUGUUAGGAAUAUCUGGCAUCGCCGGGGUGGGUAAGACUGUCCUGGCGAAAUAUAUUUAUCAUCAACUUCGUCAUAUGUAUGAUGGUCAUAGCUUUUUUGGGAAGAUCCAAGCUGAAAUCGAACGUGGCAACAUCCUGUCUGUGCAGAAGCAACUAAUUUCCGACCUUGGUGAUGGAAAUGCCCACAAGUUCAAUUGUUCUGAUGAAGCUCUGAUCUUUAUUCGGAACAGGUUUAAAAGAAUGAAGAUCCUCCUCCUCCUUGACGAUGUGAAAGAUCAUGAACAGCUCAGCAAAUUAGUCGGAAAGCUUGAUUGGCUUGGUCUGCGGAGCAGGGUCAUUGUGACAUCCCAAAGAAAGGAUGUCCUUAAGAACAUUGAUGGUGCGGAAACUUUUGUCCUUGGACUGAUGGAAAAAGAUGAAGCUCUGACAUUAUUCUGCAGGCAUGCUUUUGGAGCGGAUUCUCCCCCUCAGAAAUUCAAGGAUCUGUCAAGAAAUAUUGUUGCUGCUACCGGCAGGCUUCCUUUAGCACUCGAGGUGGUAGGUUCAUCUCUUUACCUUGUAGACUCGGAGGCAGUUUGGAGGGAAACAUUGGAUGCAUUGGAAAUUGCUCCUCAUGACAAAGUCAUAGCAGCCUUGGCGAAGAGCUAUGGCAACCUAAAUGAUGAAGAACGACAGAUAUUCCUUGAUAUAGCAUGCUUCUUCAUCGGAGAGGACAAUAGAAUCCCCUAUUACAUGUGGGAUGACUGUAACUACUCUCCUUCUAAAUCGAUUCUAGCUCUUAUUGCCGCUUCUUUGGUAAAAAUCGGAGAGGAUAAUGAACUAGGCAUGCAUGAAAUCCUGAAGAAUUUUGGCCGGGAAAUUGUCAGGAAUCAAAACCAAGAUAAACCUUACAAGCGCAGUAGGCUGUGGGACGACAAAGCACUGCGUGUGCUAAAAAGAAGGAAGGGUACUGGGGAAGUUGGACCCUUUGGGCUCGAGUUUGGUGACGGAUCCGAAGGGCAUACCAGUUUUGAUUGUGAUCAAUUUGAUGGUUUAGAGAACUUCGGCUUCCUCAAUCUUGAUCGGGUCAAUAGUCAGGGAAACUUUGGGGAUCGUCUUUCCAGCUUAAUGUGGCUUGAUUGGCCGGGGUGGCCUAAGAAUAUUGACUUUCAAACGCUAAAUCUGGGUUUGCAAAAUUUGGUGGUUCUUGAUUUGUCGUGGAGCCAGGUCAACAAAGACUGCAGUGGUUGGAAGCUGCUUGAGGAGGCAAGAAAACUGAAAGUUUUGAGACUAACUGGUUGUGCCCAAUUGAUUGCCACUCCGGAAUUUCCAGCUUCAAUGGAGCUGGAAAGACUUAUUCUGGAAGGCUGCUCUAAAUUAGCAGUUAUCCAUCCAUCAUUUGGUAAUCUGACGAAGUUGGUAUAUUUGAACUUGAAGGGAUGCAGUUGCCUCAGUGAAUUGCCAGAUUUUGGUCCCAUGACAGGCUUGAAAGAGCUGGUGAUCGAUGGAACUUCCAUCACUCGGAUUGAUUUCCAAGAAGGUUCCAUGAGGAAGCUCAAAACUCCCAGUGCCUGUGAUUGUAAACACCUGACUGAAAUAACCGAUUUGAUCAGGUGCUUAGAGUCUCUCACAUAUCUCGCUCUAGACGGCAGUGAUAUCGUUACCCUCCCAGAGCCCAUUGGAUCGCUGGAACAACUGGAAACACUGUCUCUGAAGAACUGCGAGAGGCUAAUCGACCUUCCAGAUGGAAUAGGGAAGCUCACGUCACUGCAAGUGCUGGACUUAUCGAGCACUGCAAUUAACAAGUUACCAACGUCAGUCAAGGAUUUGAAAGAUAUGAAAGUGCUUCGGAUGAGGCGUACUUUCAUAAGGGAGUUCCCCAGAGCUGUACUGAAUCUGGAGAAGCUGGAAGAGAUGGAUUUCUCCUUGUGCCGGAAUUUAGAAGGGAUGGUCCCUGAUGAGAUUUGUGGAUCGUCAUCCUUGGCAAUCCUGAACCUGUCCGACACUCAGAUUUGCGCCCUACCUGCAUGUCUAUCCCGCCUUUCUCGUCUCCAGAAGCUCGACAUCUCCAGAUGCUACAAACUUGAGAGCCUGCCCGAGUUGCCCGCUGGUUUGAUUAUUGUUCGUUAACACUAGGAUCUGCCUAAGAUUGGGAGCGAGUCCAGGAAUUAUUAGUC